AUGUCAGAGGAACUUUUGGAUGAAUCAGAGACAGGCACGGUCCAGCUAGAAUCCCCUUGGAGGUCCCAUCAUGGAAGCCCAGUGCACCUGACGAAGUCCCUGUUAGCGGUGGCCUUCCUGUCGUCGUUUGGCAGUUCCAUGCUGUAUGGCUACAACCUGGCCGUGGUCAACUCCCCUGCAGACUACAUUAAGGAGUUCUACAACCGUACGCUGGUGCGGCGGAAUGGGGUGGGCGUGGACGAGCGCACCAUCAUGGUGCUGUACUCCGUCACAGUCUCCAUCUUCGCCAUCGGAGGCCUGGUGGGAUCCUUCAUGGUGGGCAUGCUCGUCAGCAGAUUCGGAAGGAAAGGGACGUUGGUGAUGAGCACCGGGCUGGUGUUCAUCGCAGGAGGGCUGAUGGGGGCCAGCAGGGCCUGUGGCUCCCCAGAGAUGGUCAUCACGGGCAGGUUCAUCACCGGCCUGCACUCAGGGAUCUCGCUCAGCGUGGUGCCGAUGUACCUGGGGGAGAUAGCGCCGAAGAACCUGCGAGGCUUCCUGGGGCUCAUGCCCAGCAUCUUCAUCUGCGUCGGGGUCUUCAUCGCACAGAUCCUGGGCCUGGAGGAGCUGCUGGGCAAGGAGGAGUACUGGCCCUUGUUCCUGUCCCUGGUGGUCAUACCCACCUUCAUCCAGCUGCUGUUCCUGCCCUGGUUUCCGGAGAGCCCGCGGUACCUGCUGAUCGAGAAGAGGAACAUCCAUGCCACCAUAACAGCUCUGAAGUGGUACCGGCGGCAGAGCAACAUCCAGGCGGAGGUGGAGGAGAUGCAGGAGGAGCAGCGUUCCCUGUCCUCGGUGCAGACGGUCUCCGUGCUGGAGCUGCUGAGGGACCGCUCCGUACGCUGGCAGGUCUUCUCCGUCAUGAUGGUCAACGCAGGGAUGCAACUUUCCGGCAUCGAUGCGAUCUGGUUCUACACCAAUGACAUCUUUGAGAAUGCGGGCAUCCCGCCGUCACAGAUCCAGUACACCACAGUGGGCACGGGAGCCAUAGAGGUGGUGGCCGGCCUGGCAGGGUGCUUCACCAUUGAGAAGCUGGGCAGAAGACCUCUACUGAUUGGUGGAUUCAGCUUCAUGGGCAUCUGCUGUGCAGGAAUCACGCUGUCACUCAUACUGCAGCAUCAUGUGGCCCUCAUGCACUACGUCAGUGUGGCCUGUGUGGUGGGCAUCAUCGCUGGUUUCUGCAUAGGACCAGCCGGCGUGCCUUUCUUGAUGACGGGGGAGCUGUUUAAGCAGUCCCAUCGGCCGGCUGCCUUCAUCGUUGGGGGCUCCCUCAACUGGCUAUCCAACUUCACGGUUGGCUUUGUCUUCCCCUUCCUACAGAGGUCUGCGGGGGCCUUCUGCUACCUGGUGUUCUUUGCCAUCUGCAUUGCCGUGGCGGCGUACGUCUACUUCGUCAUCCCCGAGACCAAGAACAAGACCUUCAUGGAGAUCAGCCAGCUCUUCAGCCCCCGGGAGGACAACAUGGAGUUCCACACGUUCGGGCCCUACGGCCACAACAACAAGUUGAACGGAUACGGCACACUAGAGGACGAGCGGUUGUAG
Engraulis encrasicolus (European anchovy) is the source of this 1575-nucleotide messenger RNA. RefSeq names its product solute carrier family 2, facilitated glucose transporter member 9-like. NCBI's taxonomy places the organism in Eukaryota, Metazoa, Chordata, Actinopteri, Clupeiformes, Engraulidae. Gene Ontology annotation, cellular component: plasma membrane. The record is from RefSeq and is a predicted model, not a curated record. The transcript is spliced from 13 exons. Gene Ontology annotation, molecular function: hexose transmembrane transporter activity. Bases 1 to 1575 code for a protein of 524 amino acids. Gene Ontology annotation, biological process: monosaccharide transmembrane transport.